AUGGAGACGGCCGAUGAAGUCCAGGAAGCUAAUUUCCGCCCCAAUGGACCACGCCCACAAUUGACAUCGCCGUGUCCGAGUCCGUGGACACGCUGGCAGCACCCGUUGACGCUAUCAAGGCGUUGCGGACCGAAUGAUGAGCGAGGGUUACUCGGAACAGACGGCGCUGCAUUGGGCAUGCAGAGCGCUGCCGAGAGCCCUGGAGCAACUGCCCGGCCUAGUGCAGAAGCCAUCAUCGAACCUCGACAGCUGCAUCUGCAUCUGCCACCUGGGGGUGGACAUUGCGUGAGUUGUAAGCGGUGGCCAGUGAGCGCAGAAAUGCGGUCGCUAAGUUGCGCAAUUGGGGCAAUGGGAGUAUGGCGAAACAUGAGUUCUGCAUUUUGGUGCAGCGAGUCUGACGUAAGGCAGUGGAAGUACGACGCACACAUCGACGGCGAGUCUGCCGCGUCCGGCAGGCGGCUGCUGUGGCGGUCUUCAUGGAUGCCGCAAAACCCGGCCAUCGUGUCAAGUUGUCAAGUGCAAGGGCCUUCCGGGAUACUUGCGCCGCAGGCAUCAAACUCGGAGAAUUCCAGACCCAAGGCGACUCUCGAAAGUCGAUGCCAGUCAGUUGCGGACUCGGCCUUCGGUGAUGUCGGCCGUUCCCUCGAUCUUGCCAGGGGCUGCGAGUUUGAUGAAAGCAACCGAAGGGUUGUGACCUGCUCGCCGAACGGGCCACGGACGGGUCCUCGAGAAGAUCAUACACGUUCGAUUGUGACGGUAGCUGGGACGGGUGGCGCAGUUGCGCAAGAUGAAUACGGGUACCUGCAAGAUUGGUCCUCAAGCAACUUUCGGGGCGAUACACAGCAUCUUUUGGAACGUUAG
Messenger RNA from Lindgomyces ingoldianus, 861 nucleotides. RefSeq lists its product as uncharacterized. NCBI's taxonomy places the organism in Eukaryota, Fungi, Ascomycota, Dothideomycetes, Pleosporales, Lindgomycetaceae. The record is from RefSeq and is a predicted model, not a curated record. The coding region runs from base 1 to 861 and encodes 286 amino acids. The transcript has 3 exons.